Molecule: messenger RNA, 788 nt
Organism: Varanus komodoensis (Komodo dragon)
Lineage: Eukaryota; Metazoa; Chordata; Lepidosauria; Squamata; Varanidae
Gene: EEF1B2
Product: eukaryotic translation elongation factor 1 beta 2
Exons: 6
Coding region: 78-752 (224 amino acids)
Biological process (GO): translational elongation
Cellular component (GO): eukaryotic translation elongation factor 1 complex; cytosol
Molecular function (GO): guanyl-nucleotide exchange factor activity; translation elongation factor activity
Source: RefSeq, a predicted model, not a curated record
GAGUAGAGCCUUUUAGGACGGCCGUGCCGGGCGCCUGAGCUUGUUCUGUCACCUUCUGCUGCCUCCUCGGCGCCGUCAUGGGCUUUGGGGACUUGAAAUCGGCCGCGGGGCUUCAGCUGCUCAACACCUUCUUAGCGGAUAGGAGCUACAUCGAGGGGUAUGUCCCAUCCCAGGCAGAUGUUGCAGUAUUUGAAGCUGUUGGUGCUCCCCCUCCUGCAGAGCUCUACCAUGCACUCCGAUGGUACAACCACAUUAAGUCUUACGAGAAGCAGAAGGCAGGUCUGCCUGGUGUGAAGAAGGCUUUGGGAAAAUACGGCCCUGCAGAUGUUGAAGACACAACGGGUGCAGUUGGAAAUAGUAAAGAUGAUGAUGACAUCGAUCUAUUUGGCUCUGAUGAAGAAGAGGAAAGUGAAGAAGCAAAAAGAUUAAGGGAGGAACGGCUUGCUCAGUAUGAAUCCAAGAAAGCCAAAAAGCCGGCUCUUGUUGCCAAGUCCUCCAUUUUAUUGGAUGUGAAGCCCUGGGAUGAUGAGACAGACAUGGCCAAACUGGAGGAGUGUGUCAGAAGCAUUCAGGCUGAUGGCCUGGUUUGGGGCUCUUCCAAACUGGUUCCAGUUGGCUAUGGAAUCAAGAAGCUUCAAAUUCAGUGUGUAGUAGAAGAUGAUAAAGUUGGAACUGAUCUCUUAGAAGAGAAGAUCACUGCGUUUGAAGAUUAUGUACAGUCAAUGGAUGUGGCUGCUUUCAAUAAAAUCUAAAUCCGGAUAACAUCAAGAAUAAAACUGUUAACAGAG